Molecule: messenger RNA, 1144 nt
Organism: Eleginops maclovinus (Patagonian blennie)
Lineage: Eukaryota; Metazoa; Chordata; Actinopteri; Perciformes; Eleginopidae
Exons: 6
Coding region: 41-964 (307 amino acids)
Source: RefSeq, a predicted model, not a curated record
CGCUCCACAUGAGGAAGAGUCUUCAGACGAAGAGGCGCAGAUGCCCGUACGUUUAACGAGAGGGAGAUCCAGAGAGGGAAAGAGAGGGAAUCCUGCCACGUCUCAUCCCGAAGAUCCCUUUGUUCCUGCCGACGCAGACAGAGAAAAGGAUAUGCAGACUGAUGAGCGAGAACAGCUGUCAGAAGCAUCCAUGGUGAAGCACAACCACAGUGCUGGGCCGGGAUCAGAGCGGCUCUGUGAUCCGGAUGGGUUUCCGCCUCAGGGUUUGGACAUGAAUUCUGGUCACUCAGACACGCAAGAACACACACACUGCGACUCGCGGCACACAUCCAAAAUGACUCGGCAUGAUUCAGGACCAACAGUGUCAAUGGGUCAUGGAGCAAGCAGCAGCCUCAGCCCCUACACUGAGGUAGACCUGGUUGCAAGAAUGAUGAAGCUCGCGCAGCCAACUGGAAUUCAAAAUCACUCAACCAGACCUACCAGGAGAGGAGAAAUAUCAGCAAACCAACUAGGAACAUCUGGGUCUACACUGUCGACACCAAUGCAGUCUCCAAGUCCAAAGACAAACCCAAACCCUCUCUCUGCAUUCGUCUCUCCACGUUGUCGUUCUCUCUCUGCCUGCUUGUCUCGUCCUGCAUCGGGCUCAGGAAUAGGUCAUGCCUUGCGUCCGUUGUCCCGGGCAGCCCAGGAGAUCAUGGACAUCUGUAGUGUGGACCAGAUGGGCUGCGAGGACCCCGACCUGGACACUGACACCACUGCACACACACUCCGUGAUCUGGAGCAGGAACUCAAACUCAUGGCAAAUGGAGCAGAGCAGCAGGCUGUGGUGUUUGGUACGAGAAACAGAUAUAGUCCAAAUCAGCAUGAGAAUCAUCGGUUCUCACAGGGCAGAGCCAGCGAGGAACAAAAGGACGAGGAAGCGGCUGCACAGAGAGACCGGCAGAGUGUCCUCUUACUGCCCUGAGAUAUACACACACACACACACACACACACACACACACACACGUUCACACAUUUGCUUGUUAAAUAAGGAGGAAUACAUGAACACAGAGAUAUGAGACUAACUAAAGUGGGCAAAAACACACAAAAUGUAACUUUAAUUGUGUUCAUGUGGGUAAUAGAUGUUGUCUAUAAUCCUAAAUAU